CCUCCAACGUCUUCCGCUCCCACUUCUUCCUACAGUCUUCGCAGUCGAAACAAGAGCAGGCUUGUAUACGAUGCAAAGUAUCAUCCUAUGGACAAUGCCAUUCAGCCAACGCAAGCGGCAAGGCGUUGCUCAGCUUACGGAGAGAAAGAAGUCUGUGUCGAUGCAGAUGACGAAAGUGAAGAUGCUGCGGCCGUCUAUACUGAUGCAGAAGAGUCGAGCGAUGAACACAGUGAGGCUGAGGAAGAACCAAAACAUGGUGCAAAGACCAAGACGCGCAAAGUCACUCGAUCACGACUACUGUCAGUUGAACCGACUCGUCGCUCUCCUCGCAAAGUGUCGGGUCCGAAAAUUUCGUACGAUAUGAAUGUGCAUCCUCAAGACGAGUUUCUGGCUGUGACUAGUGAAGAGGAAGAGAUUGUGCCUAGGAAGAAAAAGAAACGUUCACAUGUUGUAGAUAAUACGGACUCGGAUGAUGGAAUUGUGGUAUUCAAACCAGAGCCUCGAAAAUAUGCUGAUUAUGUCGAAAAUUCCACAUCUGAUGAGAUGGAGUUUGAUAGCGGAAGUACUAUUCCAAGGAUAGAGAUGGGCAGUGAUUCUAUCACGAUUGCUGAAAGUUCGAUUACAUCUCCAGUAGCUGCCAACCCGCAAAACUGUAUCAAACGUAGGGACAGUAUCGACUCACUACACUUGUCCCCGGGAAAAAGAUGUUUUCGCCACGACAAAGAUGCCUGGCCAGUCUCAUCAGGUCAGCCUUUUACCAUCUUCAACGAGAAGCUUGCGGACCAGCUAGCUCGUGAGGCACACACUGCUUCGCCGCUCAACUACGAACAUGACGACAAAGAGAACGCGACCGACAAUGACAACAUAGAUAUGGAUCCUCUUUCCUCGGCAAAUACAGGUGUCUCAAUCAUUCCUGAAGCACAGUAUAGGCCGACAAGCGAAGAUUGCGAGUUAUCGAAUCACCGCGCUCUGAUCAGUUACGCUCUCUAUGACGAUCCUCAUCCGCAGACUUACGGUCUUGACGGAACUCACGGUAUCGGUUCGGAGGAGAUGAAAGUAUUUUCCGAAAGCAUGAGUAUACUUGCGUCUGGUAGGGGUCUGCCUCAUGGGAAGAGCGAGGAGUGA
Bipolaris zeicola 26-R-13 is the source of this 1125-nucleotide messenger RNA. RefSeq lists its product as uncharacterized. The record is from RefSeq and is a predicted model, not a curated record. NCBI's taxonomy places the organism in Eukaryota, Fungi, Ascomycota, Dothideomycetes, Pleosporales, Pleosporaceae. The annotation marks the transcript as partial. The transcript has 2 exons.